Molecule: messenger RNA, 1026 nt
Organism: Aspergillus puulaauensis
Lineage: Eukaryota; Fungi; Ascomycota; Eurotiomycetes; Eurotiales; Aspergillaceae
Product: WD40 repeat domain-containing protein
Exons: 6
Coding region: 1-1026 (341 amino acids)
Biological process (GO): spliceosomal snRNP assembly
Cellular component (GO): SMN complex
Molecular function (GO): protein binding; RNA binding
Source: RefSeq, a predicted model, not a curated record
AUGGCUUCAGAUAUCCCUAAAGUUGUGCCUUUAACUUGCCACGGACACUCUCGUCCUGUGCCGCAUAUUAGUUUUUCGUCCACUGUCGAGGACGACCAAUAUUAUCUUGUUUCUGCUUGUAAAGAUAACAAUCCUAUGCUUCGGGAUGGUAUCACCGGCGAUUGGAUCGGCACUUUCCUCGGUCACAAAGGAGCGGUAUGGCAGGCACGCCUGUCGACCGACGCUAACAUAGCUGCAACUGCUGCUGCGGAUUUCUCGGCCAAGGUCUGGGAUACCCAUACAGGCGAAUCUCUGCACACUCUACAACACAACCACAUUGUCCGAGCGGUCGCGUUCCCUCUCCAACCAUCUCCCCAAGUCCUCGCAACUGGCGGCUACGAGAAAAAGCUCCGAAUCUUCGAUCUAACACGCAGCGGUGGCAGUAGCAACGGCUCCUCCCCAACAGCCCCCUCACAAACUGCAGCAGAUAAUGGCGCCCCCGCGACAAGCUACGAAAUCGGCCCCGGCGUUCACGGCGGCAUCAUCAAAUCUAUCAUUUGGAAUCGCGACUACAACAUCCUGACAACAGCCGCCGACGACCGCAAAAUCCGCUGGUGGGAUCUCCGCUCCCGUCACCCAGUCGUUGAACACAUUGUAGAUGGCAACAUCGGUAGCUGUGAACUGAACACUCUCGCAAGUCGCCCGAACGACCCGGGUAUCCUCUCCGUCGCCGCCGGAAAGAGCGUCUACCUUUUCGACGGCCUCAACCCGGGCAGACUUCUCAAGAAAAUCGACUUCCGAUAUGAGGUUGCUAGCGCGGCCGUGAACAAUGAUACCGCGCGUCUAGUUACGGGGAGUGCGGAUGACACUUGGGCACGCGUAUACGACCUGCAUACGGAUGAGGAGCUUGAAGUUCAGAAGGGUCAUCACGGCCCUAUCUGGUCUGUCAGUUUCUCACCCGACGGUAAAUUAUACGGAACUGGAAGUGAAGACGGAACGAUCAAGCUCUGGAAGGCUUGUAGAGAGGGGUAUGGCUUGUGGCGCUGA